GCUUAACGGUCCUUUGGUCUCUCUCUCCCCUCAGCUGAGUCCCUUCCCUGUCUUUCACUCUUCUGGCAUCGGUGGUUUUACUUCUUCGAUUGAACCCUGCUUCCUCGACCCCCCAGGGAGGCCGCCUCCUUCAGGCGCCUCCCUUCUCUCCACGAACUCGCUCUGACAGCUGAGGAACUGGCAAGAUCCUGCUACCCAGAGGGUGAAUGGGUAUCUUUCCCGGAAUAAUCCUAAUUUUUCUAAGGGUGAAGUUUGCAACGGCGGCCGUGAUUGUAAGCGGACACCAGAAAAGUGCCACUGUAAGCCAUGAGAUGUCUGGUCUGAAUUGGAAACCCUUCGUAUAUGGCGGCCUUGCCUCUAUUGUUGCUGAGUUUGGAACUUUCCCUGUGGACUUGACCAAAACGCGACUUCAAGUUCAAGGCCAAAGUAUUGAUGUCCACUUCAAAGAGAUAAAAUACCGAGGAAUGUUUCAUGCCUUGUUCCGAAUCUAUAAGGAAGAAGGUGUAUUGGCUCUGUAUUCAGGAAUCGCUCCUGCUUUACUAAGACAGGCAUCAUAUGGCACCAUUAAAAUUGGCAUUUACCAGAGCUUGAAGAGAUUAUUUGUAGAACGUUUAGAAGAUGAAACUCUUUUAAUUAAUAUGAUAUGUGGGGUAGUGUCAGGAGUGAUAUCUUCCACUAUAGCCAAUCCCACCGAUGUGCUAAAGAUUCGAAUGCAGGCUCAAGGAAGCUUGUUCCAAGGCAGCAUGAUUGGCAGCUUCAUUGAUAUAUACCAACAAGAAGGUACCAGGGGUCUGUGGAGGGGUGUUGUCCCAACUGCUCAGCGGGCUGCCAUCGUUGUGGGAGUAGAGCUACCAGUCUAUGACAUUACGAAGAAGCACUUAAUAUUAUCAGGGGUGGUGGGAGACACAAUCUUAACUCACUUUGUUUCCAGCUUUACAUGCGGCUUGGCUGGGGCUCUGGCUUCCAAUCCAGUUGAUGUGGUUCGAACUCGCAUGAUGAACCAGAGGGCAAUUGUGGGACAUGUGGACCUCUACAAAGGCACUUUGGAUGGUAUUUUAAAGAUGUGGAAACAUGAGGGCUUUUUUGCACUCUAUAAAGGAUUUUGGCCAAACUGGCUUCGACUUGGACCCUGGAACAUCAUUUUUUUUAUUACAUACGAGCAGCUCAAGAGGCUUCAAAUCUAAGGACUGAAUAUAUGUGAGUCAAGCCCUGCCAACCUUUCUACUCUUCUUUUCCCUUUUUCUGUGUUCUAAUGUAUUUUGACAAAGUUGUAAGUGUUUACUGAAUCAUUGGUCUCCCAAGGCCCUCCUGAUGGAAGAACGAUAGGAUGGUUCAAAAUUGCUCAUGUGUUUGUGUUGCCAUGUGAACUUUUCCCUGAGAGGGAGUAUUAACACUGAGACUCUGGCCCCAGAUUGGUAUCUUCUGUGAAGAUGGAUACUGAUAGAUGACACUCAAAAUGACCUUCUCUUCAAAUGUGGGUUAAAUGUAGUUUGUUAGCCCCAGACUUGGGCUAGAGCAGAAGGCAUAGGCCAGGGCAGUUACUGCUAUUUAUGUUACAGACCUCGGUUCUCAUUAAAGUAUUUAUUGGCAGAA
Molecule: messenger RNA, 1593 nt
Organism: Aethalodelphis obliquidens (Pacific white-sided dolphin)
Lineage: Eukaryota; Metazoa; Chordata; Mammalia; Artiodactyla; Delphinidae
Gene: SLC25A14
Product: solute carrier family 25 member 14
Exons: 10
Coding region: 207-1184 (325 amino acids)
Biological process (GO): transmembrane transport
Source: RefSeq, a predicted model, not a curated record